UCCAUGACCUCAGUGCAGAGGUGGGCAAACUAUGGCUCGGGGGCCACAUCCAGCCUUUGAAAUGUUUUAAGCUUGCCCUUAAGCUCCCACCAGGAAGCAGGGUUGGGGGUUUGUCCCACUUUAGUGCUCCAGCCUGGGAGCAGGGUCAAGGUCGUGCCCCACUCCACACGACUCCCAGAAGCAGCAGCAUAUCCCCCACUCUGGCUCCUACACAUAGGGGCAGCCAGGGAGCUCAGCAUGCUGCUGCUACCCCUGCCCCAAGCACUGCCCUUGCAGUUCCUAUUGGCUGGCUGGGAAGUGCAGCCAGGAAGAGCUGUAGGGGUGGCACCUGCGGACAAUUCAGCAUGCAGAGCCUCUGGGCUGCACCUCUGAAAAAGCCGGAGGGGGGACAUGCUGCUGUUUCUGGGAACUGCUUGUGGCUGCUGCAUGCAUCAGUCCCUGGCUUCCCAGGCCUGUUCCUAAUGGACUCCUGGCGGGCCUGGUUUCCAUGCCACAGGGAGCCUGCAGUGGGGCCAGGUACCAGGGGCAGCACCCACAUAGGCAGCAGAUGUCUUGACCCUUUAGAUGGCACAUCAACAAGUCGGCUGUAAGAUGAGACUCUAACUUGCGCCAAAAGUGGGAGGCUGGAAGGCAGGGCAGCUCUAUUACAGCACCUCAUGGCAAACAGCAUGAGCUGAAUGUCCCCAAAAUAGCCAGCAGGAGGCUAUAUAACGGGAGCUGCUGGUGGAGCCCGUCAGCCCCAAGCAGGGAGUCUGGGACUGAGCUCGGUGGGGGUGGGAACACUCAGAGCUGCCUCGCUGCUCUAGAGGGUGGCUGUUUGUGGCUGCCAGGAGAGGCCCCUGCAGAACUAGCAGCUCCAGUGCUCUUUGGCCUAAGGAGGAAGUGACCAGAACAGGGGAGAAGAGUGCACAGUGCUCUGACACUGAGUUGGGGGUGGGGGGUCAGUGCUGCCUCCUGCACCUGCUCACCCAGGCUGUCGCAGCCUCACUGUGUCUCUGCCCUUGUGCCUUCUCACCGGCUUCACAAGAUGCCCACCAGUAUGAAAUACUAUGACCCGACCUCGCUGCCCCGGUACCGCGGCUCCUCCCAGCGCCUCAAGCCAGCACGGACAGUGCGCUUCCCCAACGACAUCAUAUUCCAGGACAACAUCAGGCAGGGGGACUUGGAGCAGGUGGGCAGGUUUAUCCGAGCCAGGAAGGUCACCUUGAGCACCCUGUACCCCUCUGGCUUGGCAGCCCUCCAUGAAGCCGUGUUGGCCGGGAACCUCGACUGUGUCAAACUGCUGGUGCGAUACGGCGCGGACAUUCACCAGAAGGACGAGAAUGGCUGGACCCCCCUGCACAUGGCCUGCAGCAAUGGCUACACCCACAUAGCCAGGUACCUCAUCUCUUUAGGGGCCAGGCUUGAUGCCAUCAAUGACGAAGGGGAGAAACCAUCUGACCUUAUUGACGCUGACUCCAAGGACCUUGUGGAGCUCUUUAAAGCUGCCAGGAUGGACUGAGGCAUCUCUCCCUGGCAUAGGGCUCCUGUUGCUCCAACUCUCCAGCAGCGGAGGUGGGGCAGUGCAGUUGUCAGUCCUGGGGUUGCUGAUCAGGGCAGUUUAGGGGAAGCAGAGAGUUCACUCAGUAACUGCACUGUAGGGCUGUGAACUACCUCAAGCUCCCCAGAGCCCCCAGAUUGCCAGGGGCACCACGGGGAGAAACUGAUCCUUCUCCACUGCUCUCACCCCCACCACAGAGCCAAUGUCCAUCUUCAGCUACAACUGGAUUGGCCAAAAGAGCAGUGGCUGGAGCGCGCUGGUUCUGCCUGGCACUGGUGUGUGGACACUGAAGCAGUGGGGGUCUGAGCUGGCACUGGCUCUGCUGUGUGGAAGCACAUGCUGAUAGGACCCAGCCGGCGCUGACAGUGGCACUGUCUGACUGGAAGCCUUAAAGCUGUUUCUUUGAGCUGCAGCUCCGCAGAAUAACCCUUGUCCGUCCAGGGGCAGAGAGAGAGAAUGAUAGCCCAGCUCUCAUGGCAGCAUGCAGUGCUGUACAGAUUAGAUAUCUUGUCGUAAUGUCACAGUGUCAAAAGUCCUAUUUUGGAUUGAGCCGACUAUAGAUUUGCUUUUCUACUAUAGUGUCCAAUAGGUUGACCUGGUGGCCAGGUUCUUUUUGUUACUUUGAAAAUACUUUUUACUUUUUCAAUAAACUGAUUUCUGGAGA
Molecule: messenger RNA, 2204 nt
Organism: Gopherus flavomarginatus (Mexican gopher tortoise)
Lineage: Eukaryota; Metazoa; Chordata; Testudines; Testudinidae
Gene: PPP1R27
Product: protein phosphatase 1 regulatory subunit 27
Exons: 4
Coding region: 1028-1501 (157 amino acids)
Molecular function (GO): phosphatase binding
Source: RefSeq, a predicted model, not a curated record